AUGUGCUUGAAGAAAUAUGUGACAGUUUGCCGUUUUUUGCACAGAAGCCUUCCUGAAAAAGAGAAGAACAGCAGACUGAUUCAGGCAGCGAAGGAGGAUGCAGUCGACGAGUUGCAGACGCUGCUGGCAGCUGGUGCGGACGUGGGGGCGAGAGAUGAGAGCGAGAUCAGGUACACCGCCCUCCACUGGGCAGCAGACAAGGGACAUGUGAAGGCUGCGAGGUGCCUGGUGGAGGGUGGAGCAGACGUGGACGCCAGGUGCAGCAGCUGGCAGGAGACUCCACUGCACAGGGCUGCAAUUAAUGGCCACGAGGCUGUGGCGCGGCUACUGCUGGAAGCAGGUGCAGAGGUAGAUGCCAGGAACAAAACGCAGAGCACGCCCUUGCUCUUGGCUGCGUAUCAUGGCCGUGAGGCUGUGGUGAGGCUGCUGCUGGCCGCCACUCCUUACCAUAACGCCAGGGAUAAGUGGGGGGAAACGCCAUUGCACAAUGCUGCUCUGAAGGGCCACGAAGGGGUGGCAUCGGCACUACUGGAGGCAGGGGCCGACCGGAGCUCCAGGAAUAACCAGGAUAAAACCCCACUGGACCUCGCCAGGCAGAAAGACCACCAGCAGCUGGCAGACUUGCUAAGGUGA
Schistocerca piceifrons (Central American locust) is the source of this 633-nucleotide messenger RNA. RefSeq names its product ankyrin repeat domain-containing protein 65-like. Bases 1 to 633 code for a protein of 210 amino acids. Gene Ontology annotation, molecular function: protein binding. The record is from RefSeq and is a predicted model, not a curated record. Lineage: Eukaryota; Metazoa; Arthropoda; Insecta; Orthoptera; Acrididae. The transcript has a single exon.